CUGUCAGCCACGCGGUCGGGGCGGGGCUAUUGGCGGGGCGAGGGCCGAGUGAGAGCGGUGGGCAAGCUCUACGGCGGCGUCAUGUCCUCCGAGGUGGCCGCCCGCCGCGACGCCAAGAAGCUGGUGCGCUCGCCCAGCGGCCUGCGCAUGGUGCCCGAGCACCGCGCCUUCGGCAGCCCGUUCGGCCUGGAGGAGCCGCCGUGGGUCCCGGACAAGGAGUGCCCGAGAUGUAUGCAGUGUGACGCCAAGUUUGACUUCCUCACCAGGAAGCACCACUGCCGCCGCUGUGGGAAGUGCUUCUGCGACAAGUGCUGCGGCCAGAAGGUGGCGCUGCGGCGCAUGUGCUUCGUGGACCCCGUGCGGCAGUGCGUCGCCUGUGCCCUGGUGUCGCGCAAGGAGGCCGAGUUCUACGACAAGCAGCUCCGCGUGCUGCAGAGCGGAGCCACCUUCCUGGUGACGUUUGGAAACUCAGGGAAGUCGGAGACAAUGGUCUGUCGCCUCUCCAGCAACCAGAGGAGGCAACACUCGGGCCACGGGCAUGUCCCUGCAGUACUCAGCGCCGGGGUCAGAGGGCGUGACGCAGCUGAAGCUGACUGCAGGGGAGGACGCCAGCGCCAGCAGGCGGCAGUCCGUGGCCUGGCUGGCGGCCAUGCACAAGGCGGCCAAGCUCCUCCACGAAUCUCGGGACCAGUAACUGCUCUCAGGCCGGCCGGCCGGCCACUCGGCAGGGCGGAGCCAGCGCUGUGUGCUCCCCAGCGCCCCCUGUGCUGGGAAGAUGGCACAACCCUGGAGGAGGGGACGACCCUGGAGGAGGGGACGUGCUUGCCCACCUAGUGCAAUACGCACGCUGUUUGUUGACGCUCCCAACAGCUUCCCGCUUUAGACCCGUCUUUUCUCGUUGGCACGUAACUGGGGUGGGGGAGGCCCCUGCACUACCGCUGAACUGUUUGUAGCGUCAGCUCUGCCGUGCUUGUGCGAGCGCCAGGCUCACUAGUGGGUCCUGGCCCCUCACUGCAUUAACCCCCACGGGGGGGCGGUCUGCGCUGCGGCCGGCCCGGCCCAGACCCCAGGCUCGUCCCCACAGCACUACUUUGGGGCCACGGACAGACCUUUGAUACUUCACUACGGGCGAGGAGCCAGCUUUGUGUUUCGUAUUUUUCACUAACCAUGUCACUUUAUUAAAAUAAUUGUACAACAGUUUGUAUAUACAGCUUGAUUAAAGCCUAUUUUGAAAAUACGAA
Messenger RNA from Phyllostomus hastatus (greater spear-nosed bat), 1241 nucleotides. It is a transcript of the gene ZFYVE21, whose product is annotated as zinc finger FYVE-type containing 21. NCBI's taxonomy places the organism in Eukaryota, Metazoa, Chordata, Mammalia, Chiroptera, Phyllostomidae. Gene Ontology annotation, molecular function: metal ion binding. The transcript has 6 exons. The coding region runs from base 82 to 834 and encodes 250 amino acids. The record is from RefSeq and is a predicted model, not a curated record.